AUGCCUCAGGAGACUCAGAAAAGCAAUGGCAUGGGACAUGGAACAGAUGCUUAUAGUAUAUAUGAUUCAUCAGUCGUUCAGCAACCUUCUAAUUCUGUGACAUCGACCAAUGUGAUUCGUGGCGCGAAUGUUUCCCAGCAGCAUACGGCCAUGCCACUGGCUUCUGAAAAAGUGAAUUUGGAGCUCACGAAUCAGCUGUCAGGAACAUCGGAGGUUGAUGCUGAUAAGAAUGAGCGAUAUCGGUCAACACUACAAUUUGCAGCUAACCUCCUUUUCCAGAUCCAACAGCAGCAGCAGCCAGGUGCUCAAGCAAGGCAAGGAUCUGUAAUCAGUAAUAAGGCUUCUUCAAGUGGUGGUCCCUUUGUAAUGAUGGGAUGUCGUAUUGAGCUUUUCUGUGUUAGAGAUUAG
Messenger RNA from Ilex paraguariensis (yerba mate), 408 nucleotides. The record is from the annotation of a GenBank genome assembly. NCBI's taxonomy places the organism in Eukaryota, Viridiplantae, Streptophyta, Magnoliopsida, Aquifoliales, Aquifoliaceae.